This is a messenger RNA of Moneuplotes crassus, 1299 nucleotides long. NCBI's taxonomy places the organism in Eukaryota, Ciliophora, Spirotrichea, Euplotida, Euplotidae. The record is from the annotation of a GenBank genome assembly.
AAUGAAGCUGAUCCUGUGCUUUGCCAUUAAAUUACAGUACAAACACUUUUGAAUACAGGAAUAUGAGGCACUAUGAACAAUGAAUGGAGUGGAACCAGUAGUGCUAAGUGACACAGUCGAGUUUGACUGUGACAAGUCCCCAUUUAUUGCAGUGGAGUUAAAAGAUUAUCAAACUGCAAGGAAAAUUGUUUCCAGGUCAGUUAUGAUCAAAUAUAUCUUAGAUCCUUUCUCAAUAGGAUGUAGUUAUGAGGAUUUGUUCGCUAAUUUAGAUCAAGAAAAGCUGGUAGAUUCCUUUCUUAUCCAAAAAUCUAUCAAAUUUAAAAUUGAAUCAAUCAAAAAGAAGAUUAAGCCAAAGGAAGCUAAUGAAAUAAUUGGUCCUUAUGGCGAUCUAGCGCCAGAGGAGGUUAUCUUUGAUAUGAAGAAUCCUGAUCAAAUAUACAUGAUAGUCAGUAACCCGAGCACUGAGGAGUAUUAUAUGGGCAUUGAAGUUGCUUGUAUGAGCUGGAAGAAUAAUACGAGUAACUUUUAUGCUAAAUAUGACCUUAAAGCCCGCCCAUAUCUUGGUCCCACAUCCACAAGCCAUGAACUCGCUUUUCUGAUGGCUAAUCAGGCUGAAUUAAAGGAAGGAGAUCUUGUGUUUGAUCCCUUUGUAGGUACAGGAAGUAUUCUAAUUGCAUGAUCUGCUCUCAAAGCAUUCUGAUUCGGUUCAGACAUAGAUCUAAGAGUUCUCCAAGGCUAUUCAGUAGGGAAGAAAGCUAAAAAGGAAAUACCUGGUGCUGAUGUAAUUGAUAGAUAUGAUGUUUUUGCUAACUUUAAGUACUAUGGGCUUCCAAAACCAUCUAUAAUCGCUAUGGAUAUCUCUUAUCCAACAAUGCUUCUCAAUAAAUUUGAUGCCAUAGUCUGUGAUCCUCCGUAUGGAGUCAAAGCUGGGAGUAAGAAAAGCAAGCUGAAAGAGAAAGUAAGUGAGAAGGAGCCCAAAACUAAAAUUAUUAAUGACUCUACAUUUGGAAUGCUUUCAAAGAAAGAAAAUUAUGGUACCAAUGAAAUAUAUCACAAGUUGUUAGAAAUAGCCUCUCUCUUAUUGAAAUUGGGAGGUAGGCUUGUGUUCUUGUUCCACACCGACACAGAAUAUUCAUCAGAGCUAAAUGAGUUCCCAACUCAUCCUUGCUUUGAAUUCGUCCAUUCAUGUGAGAAUCCAUUGAUGAGGAAAAGAUCUCGGCAUUCAAUCAAAAUGGUAAAGAUAUUGGAGCCAGGAGAAGGAGAGUAGAAGGAUAAUUCACUGGCAAGUUUUCAAUAUUG